AGUAUAUCCGGAACUCUUGCUCAGUCAACACUGUUGCUGUUCGUACUUCAAACGCGAUCCUUCUCUCAAAUUUUCACGGUUUUUCCCACGGAAACUCAGUUUUUUUUUAUUAUUGAAAAUCUGCCCAAGAAGUUCACUUCCUACGCUGUGACAAAGUGUGAUUGAAAUUCUGCCAGAAGAUAUUCUCACAGAGUGUUGGAGGAAAAAUUAUGUGACAAAGUUUGCUAAAGAAAAACUAUUUUUGACUGAGGAAUGCGUGAGAUGUGACACAAAUUGAGUGACCAUUCAUAAUUUUGUUUAGUGAUAUUCAGUGUGAUUUUUUCUUUGUGAGAAAUAUUGUGGACUGAGAUAGAGGAGAGUCAGGCAGAUGGAAAAUUCAGCCUAUGGAUCGGCACAUUUGCCAUCACCGGCUCUCGUAGUAUUUUCCCAGGCUGCUGGUGGUCUGGGAGAAGCUCUGAGGAUUCAACGUCCGUUUCAUUCUCAACUCCCCGAUGCUAAGGAUCUGCAUCACUUUGCCCUGGGGAGUUAUGGGGCGCAUCUGUUGCACGGAUUUCCGCCGCACUUCCUGCAUCCACUGAAUCCUGCCGUAAGCACAGCAGGUGGGGCCAAUGGUAGUCCCUUUGGUGGCGGUGGCGCCUUCGUAAAACCCUUUCCCUCCAACUUACCCCUGCCAUCAGCUUUUGCGCCCCCAAAGUGCGUUGGACUGUCCGGAUUGGAGCAGAAUAUGAUGUUCUCGAGCGGCGGGGAAUCUUUUCGGACAGAUUCCUCGAGUCCAGCGUGUACGUCGCUGUCGCCGCCUGUUAAAGAGGAAUCUCUCGAGGGGCAUACAAGUGAAGAUGGUGAUCGGGAUAGGAUUUGUUCGCCAGAGAGGAGUCCAGAGACACCAGGAUUUCGACCAGCCCCGAAGACAUCAAAUGGGGCCGAACCACUUAAUUUACGUUUGGACAAUGGAAUUCAUCCACUCUACCGUCUUCCGCAUGCUUAUUCACUGUCCAAAAGAUACUUCCAACAAGGAAUCGGUGGCGUGCCAAAGAAGACUCCCUCAAUAGGAACUCCUCCACUGCCCAAUUCUUGCCCAGUCUGUGGAAUUCAGUUGACUUCAAAUGAGCUGGAAACUCACUUUCUUACUGAAUUGGAUCGACUGUACAAGCUGAGUACACCGGCUGAGCGACAGCGUCUACGUGCCACUUUCUCCCUGCCUGGACUGGUGGGUUCACCAGGUCCGGACAGUCGCUGGGAGACAUUUCAUCGCAUCAGGAACAAUCGUCAGAAUCGUCUGAGAGCAAAGACACGAAAACGCAAAGGGGACUCUGAUUCGGACUACUCUCCAACAAGGGGUCCUCCUCAAUUGCCCGGACAGUGUCAGUCAUGUCCAGUGUGCCAUGGACGGCUGCAGAGGACACCAGAGGAGAUUGCUCAGCAUGUGGAGGAGUGUCUGAAGAAGAGUGGAGCCCAGACGGCUGUGCAGGAUGAAGAUGAGACUGUGGAUGUAGAGGGAUAUGCUGAUGACACGUCCAGCAGUGCUGGAACUAUAGUCUCUCACAAUAACAACAACAACGUGGCCAAAAUGGUGGAUUCAAGUCAGGGACAGAAUCCUGGUGCUCCUUCUAUGUCUCUCCUGGCACCCUUGACUCCUAAUCAAAUGUCCGGACAGCCACCUUCACUGGCUACAAGUCAGGCUGAAGAGGCUGCGAUCUCGAGUCUCAGUUCCUGGGACAGGAAGCAUCGUUUGAGCACAGCGAACUGCACAAUGACUUCGGUAGCCAAUCAGAUUGUUUCCCGCGUAACUCCCACCAGUUCCAACCAACGCCUGGACAUGGACUAUGACCAGGAUCGCGACCAAGGACAAACAGCCGAAGACAACGAUGAGGAAGUUGUAGUGGACAACACUGACGAUGAGGAAUGCGUCAAGAGGUUACGCAGUGACAAGAGGGAUGAGACAAAAAACAGCACUGAAGAAGCCACUUCGUCUGUAGAAAUUGAUUCUGUGAGUGACUCAAAGCCACCGAAAGCCCAAUUGGGUACAACUCCUGAUUCCUAUGUUAGUACAUCGGAAUCCACGGAACCCUCAUCACGUGCUCAAGUUCUGGAGGAGCUGAGGGCAAGGAUUCGAGAACUUGAGGGCAGUCCAUUCAAAACGCGCACCCCACAGGAGGAGGAACACUACAAAUGCUAUAUAUGUAAGGAGCCCUACAAAUCUCCCGUCAUAUCAACAAUUUGCUGGCAUGUGCAUUGUGAUGAAUGUUGGAUAACCAUUUCUGAUGCUAAGAAAUCCUGUCCGCAGUGCAAAUUCAUUACCACGACCAGUGAUCUGCGGAAAAUUCACGUUUAAAAAAACGGUGUUCAAGGAAAGGAAUUUCUGUGUGCAAUAGAGAUGGACGGGACUUAGGGAUAUGAAUUAAUUUUCUUGCCAAAAUAGCAUUAAAAUAAGAAUAUUGAUGUCUCAAAUAGAAAGUAAAGAAUUAAGUAACGAAUCAUCAAAAAAUUGUCUUUAUGUUAAUAUCCCUAAUCUAGAAAUAUAGUGUUAAAAAAAACCAAUUUAUCAAUAUGACGUUGUAGCAUGGUAAAAAAAAAUGAGUCAGUGACGGAGAGAAUAAAUAUCACUUAAAAGAUUUUAGCAAUAAAAUUAUAAAACAUAAAAUAGUAAAAGAGAAAGAUUACUUAGAUAAAAUGAAAUUAAUUGUAAAUAGAUAAUGUUGUAUAAAGAGGUAUCACCGUAAAAUUUCCUUGUAGAGAGAUUGUAAAUUGUUCCAGAAGGAAAACAUUCGGUAAAAAAAAGAUGGACAGAGGGCGAAGAAUUAAUGUUGUUUGGUGGAACAGCAAGAAGGAGAAGAGUUCAGAAGAGAAAGCAAAAUAAAUUAAAUUCCCACUCAA
Messenger RNA from Phlebotomus papatasi, 2874 nucleotides. It is a transcript of the gene tey, whose product is annotated as protein Teyrha-meyrha. NCBI's taxonomy places the organism in Eukaryota, Metazoa, Arthropoda, Insecta, Diptera, Psychodidae. Gene Ontology annotation, molecular function: ubiquitin protein ligase activity. The record is from RefSeq and is a predicted model, not a curated record. Bases 368 to 2332 code for a protein of 654 amino acids. Gene Ontology annotation, biological process: protein ubiquitination. The transcript is spliced from 9 exons.